This is a messenger RNA of Dimorphilus gyrociliatus, 1311 nucleotides long. NCBI's taxonomy places the organism in Eukaryota, Metazoa, Annelida, Polychaeta, Dinophilidae. The record is from the annotation of a GenBank genome assembly.
CAUUUAUGCAUGGGGUGCGGUUCUACGCGCAUCCAUACAACACCCGUCUCGAAUGGAAAACAGAAUACUUACGCCGAUUAUCCGCUAGUUAGACGUUCUCACACUCAAUUUUCCCAUCUGUCAGCUACGAUACAGAAUGACGAAGAAAGGGUGAAAGUCGUUAUGAGCCCGGACUGCUCCAGUAUACAAAUAGAAACUGUCUCCUUUGGUUCGGAAGCCUAUUCGUCUUCACCUCCAGCAAUUGAAGUAGCUCAGCAGAGUUCCUCUCCAAACACUUCCGAUGUUAGAGCUAACCAUAGCGGAACAGACGAUGAGAAGAAAUCGGCUAAUCUCACUUCCAGUAGAUUUACUAAAGGCUUUUUUGAAAAAGGUCGGAAGAAAAGAUCAUCCGGACAGAAAUCCAAGUCUUUCGAAGAUGAAGUACGUAAGUAAGAAGAAAAGCAACAUUAACGACUUAAAAACAACCCCAAAAAUUGAGGAUUAUACUUAGGGAACAAACGAAACUUAAACUGAAUAAUAUUCAAAUAAAUAUACACUUAAAAUGUAUGGUUGUAUCUUAUGAUUCCCUAGUCAGCACCCCUCAGAGUCAAGGUUUGGUUACCUCCAGUGUUUAUUUAAUAGUAUACGCAUUUUUUUCUAUGUAAAAUAUGAAACUACUGUCUGCUCAUUUCUAAAACAAGCGUUGUGCCAAGAGCGGAAUUCGAGAGGUCGUCUCCGCAAACAAAACAUAUAACUGAUAUUUUAACAAAUAAAUGUAUGAAUUUGCAUAUAUUCUAUAUUUUGAAGACAUACAUUUAUCAUCAUUUAUAUCUUAACGACUGGUUUAUAUACACUGUAUAUAUUUAUAUAUAGAGAAUGUGAAUAGCAUGUAAACAUUAAAGAUAAAAAAGAAAUCAUUAUCUGCUCCUCUCUUUCCUUCUAAUUAGUUUUAAAUAACUUAACGCGCGAAUUGGUGAGGUUAGCAAAAAAGAGAGAAAAGGGUUUACGAAGCUGUUUACGGAUGUUGAAAAUCAAUAAUAUUUUAUUCAUGAGCAUAUAUUUAUAAAAUAGACUGAAAACUCUAAAAGAGAAAAGGGAGGGAGAGAGUGAGGUCGAGAGAGAGAGAGAGAGAAACAGAAAAGCAAAUGCGAAUGUUGUCUGAUCAAUAAAUCGUAAAGGACCAAAUAGAACACAGUGCAAAAUAAUACAAUGAUAGAGAAGUACACUACUACGAUUUACUAUUAGUACUAUUAUAAUUAAGAUCAUUAUGAUUUUAAACUAAUACAGUCAUUUUCAUAUUAUAUCUAAUCUCUGAAUAUUCAUAUAUGUAAA